Lingula anatina is the source of this 3607-nucleotide messenger RNA. RefSeq lists its product as uncharacterized. Lineage: Eukaryota; Metazoa; Brachiopoda; Lingulata; Lingulida; Lingulidae. The record is from RefSeq and is a predicted model, not a curated record.
ACAUCACUUUACGACCCACAGGUUAACGUAGUAAAGGUCCCGAGUAGCGCGUCUGCGAACAGUCUGUCUCUCCACGCCAACUGCGGUCGGUCUUUACGGCCUACUCAAUAUGUUUACUACGAACAAAAUGGACCUUUCACGCUAGCCGCGUCUCAUUUCAGCUUCACCCGUUGUUUUCAGCGGCUGGUAUUAUUCUAAAAAGUAUAAUCGGCAUUUGACGCGGGUCGGUAACCCCUAGUCUAACCCUUCACGAGCCUCGGUUAAGACCGGGUACUUUCUUUAUGUUUGCGGUUUAGGUUAAAGUUAAAGCUUUGCAGCAGCAGCAAGGUGAACGCAUUUAUUCCGAGCUGGUCUGGGAAUGUUAACGGCGUUAUUUAUCAGAGUAGUAUGUAACCGUCUUCUUAUUUAACGGAAGAGGGAAUACACGUACAGCUGGGAGGAUUACGUGAGGAUAGUGAGGAUACUUUUAAAAGAUGACGGAAAAGACUGCAAAGCGUUUCGUGUUAAUGGUUACGACGGGUCUCGUAGCGAUCAGCUGUUUCUGCCCCAGAACACAGGCGACUCUGAGCUCUAGUAAUGGCCCCUUAAAAGACACAUUCAGAGGCCUUUUCUUCCGAAUAGCAAACGAGCAUCUCACCGUUCCAUCUGUGAAACAGCUCCUAAAUAGUUCGGUGGAGGCGUGUGCAGAGCUCUGCGUCAAAGAGACCGAGUUCGAAUGUCGGUCCUUUGAGCUUGACAACGUACACAAGACGUGUCACCUUCACAGGAAGAACCACGAGGACGACGGGGUGCGACUGGAACCGGGGACGGGGACGGAUCAUUACAGAACAAACUACGUCAAGCAGUUCAGCCGCAUUGUAAACCAUGUCAUUACCCUUCGACACAAUCGUAAACUCCCGUCUAUCACGGUGGAGGAAUGCGCCCGAAGCUGUAUCUACGAGAUGGCUUUCCAGUGCCGAGGUUUCGACUACGAUCACGAGAACACGAUUUGUUGGCUGACAGAACUUGACGCGCAGAGCGCCGGGGGACUACGGCAGUUUAACGGCGUGGAUUGUUACGAGAAAAUUCCAGUGGGUAUACGGUCCCAAUUCAUCAACUACGGCUCCGGGCGGCUACGGAACCUCCCUGGUGGUAACGUGUACAACCAGGUGCGACUGGGUCUCUCACUGGAGGAGUGUGCCCAGCUGUGCAACGACGAGACCACCUUCCACUGCCUGAGCAUCGACUAUCAGUUCUCAGAACACGGCUGCUACAUGAGCGAGUAUAUCGCGGCGAAUGUGUACGGUCUGGAGACUGGACUUGUGAGGGGUGUCAUGCAUUUUGAGAAAAUAGAAACCUAUCUCCAGUUUUUCUACCCCACCCCUUACGCAGUGUUGCUAGGCAACAACCAUAAGAAAUAUUCCGGUGUUACUCCUAAUUACUGCGCCAGGAUGUGCCUCCAAGAAGAUGGCUUUAUUUGUCGUUCCUUUGACUACCAGAUUCGAGACGGGACAUGUCUGAUAAGCGCCAAGACAGGAAGUGAUAUUGGCGGACUAUAUAACCAAGGAAUGGCACAGAUCCAUCACUUUGAAAUGAAACCAUUCUUAGAAUGCGGCGGUGAACUGAAGGAGACAAAAGGGACGAUCGCCUCACCGAAUUGGCCGCGCAACUACGCACCCCACCAGCACUGUGAGUGGAGAGUGACGGUGCCUGAACAUAAGGUGGUUCAUUUCACGUUCAUUCACUUCGACUUGGGCCUCCAGACGUCCGAAACGUGCGCUGACCAUAACGACAGGCUGGUCUUCUCAGAAAUCUUACAGCCAGGAAAUCAGACACAGAUUUACUGCACACAGCCAAACACAAAGAAAUGGAUUUCCAAGACCAACGUUGUAAACGUGACGUUUACAUCUGACGUAGUAGGUGACGCCCCCGGGUUUCGGUUGUUUUAUUCCGCUGAAUGGCCGUGCAACGCGGAGCUGCGCCAGGACCAAGGACUGUUUGCGUCUCCGAAUUUCCCCGAGAACUACAUGUCCUCGUCGCGGUGUUCUUGGCACAUACGCGCCCCGCCACGCCAUCAGAUACUGUUCCGUAUACACUACUUCCACCUGGAACCCCAUCCGAGAGACAUCUGCUCAAACAGGUUCGACUACGUGGCGGUGUACGACGGUUCAAGCAACUCCAACAAACGCCUGGGCAUCUAUUGUGGUGCCCGGGCCCCCUUCUCUCUCAUGUCCACUGGCAGCAACCUUCUCGUAGAAUUUUCCUCAGAUCCACAGGGUGAGCGAAAGGGAUUCAACGCCACCUAUCAUUUUAUAUCCAACUAUGAGAUACCUGAUGAAAACCCAUCAACGCGCAAGCCGAGUGAAAAACUCCCGGAGGUGACGCAAACCACGACAAAGAAGCCGGAUGAGUCUAAAAUAGUGAUCCAGUUUGUACCAAAAGAUGAAAAGGAAAUUGUCAAUCCGCCAAAAAGCGAUGCAGUUUCAAAGACUGACUCCCAGAUACAAGAAGCUGGCGGCGGAGACAUGACAUGGAUCAUAGGAGUGGCUUUAGUGGCCUUACUCAUCGCAGUGGUCAUCCUGAUUGUGGUCAUUAUAUAUAGGAGAAGAAAGCUUCCAAAAGAGCCGAAAGACGAGAGGAGACAAACGAGAAACCAAGACAGAUAUCUGUACAGUGGAGAAAAUGUAACGCUUUAUCGAGGAGACAGUGAGUCACCAUACGAUGCGCCCGCUGAUGAGACUGCGGCUAUGCAGCCGUAUGGAGAGAGAAACGAGAAUAUUUACGAGAGCAUUCCAGAGCUGGAUAAAAAGAACUCCUUCAACAAUCCAAUUUACGGAAAGGAAAAGGCAAACAUGGCCAAUGGCGAACCCUCAAAGGGCAGUAAAUGAAGCACAAAUGCAUUACAAGACCUUUCAUGGGCACUAGUUCGGAACCAUUAUUGCUCGGGAAUCUCCGUAUCGGUCGGUCUUUUCCGCGUCACGGAGAAUUCCGAAAAUUCAGCGCUGAGAAGCGCAUUUGCUUUUCAAAACCUUUAAAGGUUCUAUAGGAGAAAGAGCAAACGUAUGUGGUGGAGAAAUAAGGCAACUCAAGAUGAUAGAAUUUCAAUAAUAUUAUCAAAAGGUCACUCCAUAUUUACGUGACCCCUAAAGAACCAAGGGUGCUGUUAAAUCUACACUAUGAACUUUAUAAAUAUGGUUGUGCACAAAAUUACUGAAUUAUUAUUUAUUAGCAUCAAGCAAACAAUGAAUCUUACGACAACACAUACAAUUUUAAUACUCUUGAGAUAUCCUCCAAGACCGAAAAUCUCAUUUUGCGAUAUUAUAUGCUUCACAUUUAAUUGCAGUCCGUUUCAUUUUCUGAUCAGGUCGCUAGCGGUGUGUUGAAUAAGCGUAAACAUUUAGUAUUCUUCAGCAAAGGCUGAUUAUUUAUAUUAUAAGCAAUAGAUUAUAAAAGAUGCUUUAAAUACGACGCUUUAAAGCAGCUGAAUCAUCAAAUCUAUAAAUUUUGUAUGUAUAGGAUUAUCGUUUAUCAAGGGAGUCCCUGCUUUUGGGUGAUUUUGUUCUUACCAAUUGCUUUUCAGAAUCGUCGCUUGAUUUGGCAGUAGACAUGUAUAAGUCACUGACUAAAU